AUGUACAGGUUACUCUUUCUGCUGGUUGCUUGCAGUGUAGUUAUCUUGGUGUCGUCAAGGGAAAAGGCCAGGCUUAUGCCUAUUCCUAAGCAGUGCAACCUUGAUCCUAUCACGGAUCUUGAUUUGAGUAAGUUCAAUGGAAUUUGGUGGGAGUUGGUGGUCACCCUGCUGUCUACGCACGACGAGUCUAGAUAUCUGCAGGACGGUCGUUUAAAUGUGACCUACCUGGAUGAGAACAGCGGCGGCCCAGGCUUAAGAAUGCGCAGGUUUAGAAGCUGGUCAAAUGAGAACACGUGCGACGAGUUUGACUUCAAUUAUUUUCAAACAGAACAACCGGGAGUGCUUGUAGCCACAAAAGACGAUGGGACCAUUAUGUAUUACAAAACCAUUGUAGAAACAAAUGGUCACUCCGUUUUGUGCCGCCAAUACUACCCAGAACUUGGCGAGAGCACAUACCACCUCUGGAGCCAGCACUUGUGCUUCAGUCCCAGCGACGUUGCUACAUUGUUGAACCGUAUUUCUUCGGACCCAUGUAUGAGAGAACAGAAGUAUGUGGCAAUGGAACAUACUGGAGUUUGCGGGAUGCCUCCCAAUGCCAGUUGGUCUGAGAUUCUCGAAUAAGUGAAAUUCCCCUUAUCACAUAAACACAAAAUUAUUUCAGACUCUAUUUCACCGUUAACUGAGAUAAAUAAAUGUCUGAAUCU
Messenger RNA from Lingula anatina, 704 nucleotides. RefSeq lists its product as uncharacterized. The record is from RefSeq and is a predicted model, not a curated record. NCBI's taxonomy places the organism in Eukaryota, Metazoa, Brachiopoda, Lingulata, Lingulida, Lingulidae.